GAAUUAAAAUUACAAGUAAACGAAUUGAAAAUACAUAAAUGCAAAAUAGGACCAUUGACUGCUUUUUAUGACAUCGCUAUGUUAAAUAAAUCACUUCGUUGCAAGAAAUAGCAAUUAGUUGUUAUUGAAAGAAGUGUAAUUUGUAACUACUUUUAAAUUAAUCACAUUUCCGGUGAGAUACAUACUUACUUACUUACUUAGUUGAAAACACAUUUGAGACAAAAAGAAUUUCCUUUCAUUGUACAUACAAACAUACAAAUAUUUUGCUUUAUUUCUCUGUGCUUCAUACUUUUAUCUUUUUUCACUUCCAUCACGCUGGCCAUAAUACUCUGUUGCUAAGGAAACACGCUGAAGUUUUCAAACAAAAACAACUUGCACCAGGGUUCUUGUUUUAUAAUUAAAGGAUUUGCGUUUGAAUUAACAAAUAUGGACGAUUUAACGGAUUGCUCCUCGGAAAUCAUUGAGUUUUUGCCAACAAAGCAAUUGGAAAAACAAAGUAAAGUCGUCGAAGCAUGUGUUAACACAGAUCCUGAACCGCCAAGUCAGGAUAAAUCAGAGGAGACUACGCCACAUGCUAAUACCAGCACUCAAACGGAGCUCUUUACUUCGCAGAAUUGUGAAGUUGAUGAGAGGAAGCUUGCCAAUUGGUUACGCAAGAUUUGCCCAGCCGUUGAGCAACAACUUCUCAAGGGACCUACACCCCUCAGUGAUGGCUACGAUAGUACUAACUCCUUUGCUGAACAGUAUAACAUACAAACAUAUCAAAAGAUCGCCAUGGGUGCAGUGGAAAACUCACAAGGAAUUGCCGCUUGGUUAUCGGUGCACACCAAUAAUGCACCCAUAUUGGUAGCUAGCACCAAGGCACCACACGAUGACUGGUGCGACCAUCUUCAGCAGACACUGAAACUUUUCGUGCCAAAACGCAUACCAACCGGAAACUUAGUUAUGUACAAUGAAGUGAAAAGUGUGCCGCUGAAGUCAUGCCUGAACUGCUUCAGUACGAAUGGUUAUAAUAAGAAUAUAUUUGCUGGUUCUACAAUGGAUGGCGACAUAUAUAUAUGGCUGUGUAGUUCAGGUGGUCGAGGUGAUGGUAACAAUUUAAGAUCCAACACAGCUGGGGCACAUGAAAUUGAAGAACUCUGUUGUACGACAUCGCCACACGGCUGCGCUGUAGCAUUGAAUUGGCCAAGUGAAAAUCGGCUGCUCAGCUUUCACUCAAAUGGCACAAUCAUCUGUUGGGCUGUGGGCAAAGAAUUGCUUUUGGAAAAUGAAUUCCAGCUGCGUCCUCAGCCAAAUGCCUCAAACGAGAUCACAGCAGCAGUUUGCUUGAGUUCAAAUACUUUCGCGGUCGGCGUCAAAGAUGGCUCCAUAUUUUUAUGUACGAUUACCAGUUUCGGCGGAGUCAGAAAACAGAUGGAAAUAUUACCUUUGAAAAAACAUUCAUUUAUGGUAUCAACUUUAUUAAAAUCUUGUAUAAACGACUAUCCUACUAUAAUAAGUUGUGAUUUAAGCGGUCAAGUUUACUAUCACAGCAUAACUAAUAUGGAAGAGGAAAAUCAAAAUGUUAUACAUAUACCGCUACCUUUCAAAAACGCUAUCGCCUGUUCAAAAGAUGGAAAUGUUGUCUACUGUCCAGGAAUUGACGGAUCUUUGGAGUGUUACAGCGUGCGCGAUGGGGCCCAUAACAUUAUUCAAGGUUCUUUGCGUGGCAAAGGGAAUUGCAUCGCAUCCAGUGACAAUGGAAACUGGAUUAUUACUGGACUUUACCAAGACGAUUUUCAGAUAUUUUACAUAGAGAACUGAGUAAAUGUGAGGAUUAGGUACAGAAUAUAAUUUUAUAAGAUAUGCAC
Molecule: messenger RNA, 1850 nt
Organism: Rhagoletis pomonella (apple maggot)
Lineage: Eukaryota; Metazoa; Arthropoda; Insecta; Diptera; Tephritidae
Molecular function (GO): protein binding
Source: RefSeq, a predicted model, not a curated record